ACACAUACACCACACACACACAUACACACACACAUACACAUAUGCACACACCAAGUCUUGUUCAUCCGGCCCCCUGCGCAAGAUCAGCCCUGCCAAUGCAACUCAUCUGACUGCCCAUGGAGAUCUAGGCAGAAAGCAGCAGGUAGAGGCGUGCCAUGGAUUGCACCAUCAAGGAGGCGCUGUCAGUUGUAAGUGAGGACCAGUCCAUCUUCGACCCAUCCUUUGCCUCCUCACACCUCUUGAAGACUGAGGUGUCUCCAGUGGACGAUUAUGGGAGCAAGGAAGAGCCAACAUUGGAAGACGCCUCGUGGUCAGCCCAGGUCAAUAGCCGAGGCCAUAUGGUGAAACAGGAGAACGAACAAGUCAAUUGCUCCAGCAGCAGACAAUCACCGGUGGAAUGCAGUGCCACCCGCAGGAACAAAGUGGAAGCGGCAGUCGACACGUCCCAAGUGCCCUACCCAACCGGAUACCCCAACCAACGUAGUCCCCCCGUUUCUUCAUCCAGAGAGGAGAAGGUCAUUGUUCCAGCAGACCCGGGUGUUUGGAGCUGCGACCACGUCCGUCAGUGGCUGGACUGGGCAGUGAAGGAGUAUGGCCUUCCCGACAUCGAAACCAGCCUCUUUCAGCACAUAGAUGGAAAGGAACUUUGCAAACUCGGGAAAGAAGGGUUCCUCCGCCUCACUUCACCCUACAACACCGAAAUCUUGCUGUCUCACCUCACCUACCUGCGCCAAAGCAGUCCCACUUUCUCUUAUCCAUCUCCACCGGUUAUCACCCAGCAGCCUCCUCCGCCUCCACCAAGGGUCCAAGUCAAAACUGAAUCUACAUAUGAUGAAAUCCGAAGAAGCAACUGGGGCAGCAGCACAGUAAACACCACUCCCAAAGGUUCCCCACCGCAGAUCCAAACUGUGAGCCGGAUCCCGGAUUCUACACGCAUGGCACCUGUAGAUCCAUACCAAGUCCUUGGGCCCACUAGCAGCCGCUUGGCAAACCCAGGUAGCGGCCAGAUCCAGCUGUGGCAAUUCCUCCUGGAGUUGCUCUCGGACAGCAACAAUGCCAGCUGCAUUACCUGGGAGGGGACCAAUGGCGAGUUCAAGAUGACAGAUCCCGACGAAGUGGCGCGACGUUGGGGCGAGCGCAAGAGCAAGCCCAACAUGAACUAUGACAAGCUGAGCCGGGCGCUGCGCUACUACUACGACAAGAACAUCAUGACCAAGGUGCACGGCAAACGCUACGCCUACAAGUUUGACUUCCAGGGCAUCAACCAAGCCCAGCAGGGGCAGCCCGGCGAGCCGACCCUUUACAAGUACCACCACACGGAACUGCCUUACCUGCCCCCCUACCACCAGCAGAAGGUUGGCUUCGGCCUGGGCCACAGCACGCAGAUGCCUGCCUCAUCCUCAGGGUUUUUCGGCCCACCUGCCCCGUAUUGGAAUUCCACAGGGGGAAAUCUCUAUCAGAACCCCACUGUGUCCAGGCAGGCUACCAACCACUUGGGCUCUUUCUUCUAACCUCCAGAAAGUCCUGGAGAUACCUGAACUUCUGUACCAGGAGAUCUCAUUAUACAAAUGUCCACCGCACGCAGAAAGUGAAAUACAGGGAGUAUCAUCUUGAACGUAUUCCGUGGCCAUCGUACAUAAAGGCGGCGAGGGGAGCAGUACCACUCCCUGCCACCAGCAGGCGCUGUUCUUCUGCGCUACCCAAACCAUUUUGUGAUCAUUCUAAUCCAUUCCUGGACUUAAACUGGAAGACUUUGCCAGCCAGAUGUUGUGCCAUCUUCGCCUGAAUUUUGCAGAUAGCCCGGCUCUCAGAAUUAUAGGAGACACAAAUGAGUUGCCUCAGCUUGCUUAAUUCCUCCACACACCCCACACCCCCAUCUAGUAUUACACCAUGUACAUUACGGAAGGAGGAGUGGCGUGUUUCUUUGUAUACGAAGUAGCGGCAAGGAUGAGUUCUCACUUUAGGCCAGGAUUCCUCCACCUUGGCAACUUGAAGUUGUGUGGACUUCAACUCCCCAAAUCCCUCACUCAUUCCCCACCCCCACCAGCAUUCUGGCUGACAUCUUGCAUCCUGACUGGGGAAUUCUGGGAGUUGAUGUUUACUCAUCUUCAAGUUGCCCAGGUUGAGAAACAUUACUGUAGCUAUUGCAUUACAGUCAUUUUUAAUCUUUUCAGAAGUGGAAGUCCUGUCUAGCCCAAAUGUCCACAAUUUUGGUGCUGCUGUGAGCCAUUAAAAUACUUAAGUUGUAGUACUGGGAGGCUUUGGGGAGCUGCCAAAACCUGAAAAAUUAUAGUUCAGAGUUUUCUUUAGCCAGAUUUAUUAAAACGUAUGCGGGAGAUAGCAAGAAUUCCAGGAACCUUUCUCCAUUUAAAACCAGUAUGUCCCUAAGUAUUUUAGGGAGAUUUUCUGGGUUUUUUUUUCUAACCACCUAUACUCUAACCUAAGAGUGGACCUAAGAGGCCCAUAAUUCCCAGCUAGCUAGUUAAAAUGUUUAUUCUUUUGGAAUCAUGGGGAUUAUUGCUCAAUUGGCCCAGACUGGCAAAGAUUGAAGUUCUUGGAGAAAGAAAGAAGCAAAAAGUAACUACAGUUCCAUUUGCUCUUAUAAAGUGUAAUUCUCCUUGGAAUUUCAGAACUUUUCCUAUGGUGACAACAGGGUGAACUAAUUCUGAAUUCCUUUUACUCAUAAUAUAGAUGACUCAAUGGAAGCACAAUAAGCAGAUAAAUUACUGAAGCUAUAGGGUGGACUGAACAGUGGAAAAAAUGGUUUUAGAUGUUCCUCCCUAGAAAGAGCUACCUGCAAAUUCAAAACUAACAGUACUAUUACUGUGCUAGCUUUCUAUUUAUAGGAAUACCUCAUCCUUAUUAUUAUUAUACACACUGGAAUCCACAACCUCAAGGCUGCAGUAGCAUAGUACUCUGUGAUCCUAUGGGUAUCAAGUCAAAUAGUCAGGCAGUGAUGGUGUAACAAGCAGGUAUAGAGACUAAAGGAUCUGGCUCCAACAGAAUAGUGUUUCCCAACCUCUGCAACUUUCAGACCCGUGGACUUCAACUCCCAGAAUUCACCCUUCCCAGCACGUUGGCUGGGGAAUUCUGGGACUUGAAGUGCACACGUCUUAAAGAAGCUGAAGUUCAGAAACACUUGUGUAAAGCAAAGGGGGAAAGUUACCGCUCACGUACCAAUGUGUCCUGGUGUGUCCCAUUUCAUCAAAAGCUUCUCUAAAACCGUUAAAUCAGGGGUCUUCAAACUUGACAGCUUUAAGACUUGUGGGCUUCAACUCCCAGAUUUUCUCCUCCAGUCAUGUUAGUUCAGGAAUUCUGGGAGUUGAAGUCCACAAGUCUUCAAUUUGCCAAGUUUGAAGACCCUUGUAUUAAAUGAUGGAUGCCAUCUAGACAAACCCUAUCCAGUGUAUAAAUCUUGCACCUGCGGCUCAGACUAGACACUGUCCUGCUUGGAGAACCUCUAAUGAGAAUGCACCGCUGUCCAAGAGAGAUUGCAAGUCCUGUUGUAACUUUGGGUAAUCAAAUGGAUGGUUGUAAGUCAAGGACUACCUGAAUAGGAAACCUCAUGCACCAAGGGAUAGUGCCUGUAGCCCACAAAACCACGUCUGCAGUGAUUCUAAUGACCUUCUACAACACAGAGAUGUACAGUACUGCACUUAAAACUCGUGAAUAUUUUCCCCUCUCCAAGGCAACCAAACCCACAAUUCUCUGUUCUAGAACUCUCACCGUUUUGUACUUGUUUACUGUAUAUUAAAAGUUGUGUUGUGAUUUAA
Molecule: messenger RNA, 3773 nt
Organism: Pseudonaja textilis
Lineage: Eukaryota; Metazoa; Chordata; Lepidosauria; Squamata; Elapidae
Product: retroviral integration site protein Fli-1 homolog
Biological process (GO): cell differentiation; regulation of transcription by RNA polymerase II
Cellular component (GO): nucleus
Molecular function (GO): DNA-binding transcription factor activity, RNA polymerase II-specific; sequence-specific DNA binding
Source: RefSeq, a predicted model, not a curated record